AUGUCGACGGUGAACAAGGUUGCCCAUCCGUUCGAUAAGGCGCAGUUGGAGGCUCUGUUGAGCAGGAGAUUUUUCUACGCGCCUGCAUUUGAGAUCUACGGUGGCGUUGCUGGAUUGUACGACUAUGGCCCGCCUGGCUCGGCCCUGCAAGCCAACAUAAUAUCUGAAUGGCGGAAACACUUCAUCGUGGAAGAAUCAAUGCUCGAACUGGAUACCACCGUUAUGACUCCCGCUCCCGUCUUCGAAACCUCUGGCCAUGUUGCGCGAUUUGCAGACUGGAUGGUAAAGGACACGAAAACGGGCGAUGUGCUUCGAGCGGAUCACUUGGUGAAAAAUGUUCUGUCAGCGCGACUUGCAGACGACAGUGAAGUUAGACUGGGAGCACAGCAACAGCAACAGCAACCCGCAGAUGCUGCGGCUGCAAAGAAGAAGAAAAAGGACAAGACGCCGCCCAAGGUUGCCUUGGAUCCUGCCGUUGCGAAGGAAUACGAAGUGAUUUUAGCUCAGCUAGACAACUAUUCCGGUCCCGAACUGGGUGCAUUGUGUAAAAAAUAUAACAUACGGAAUCCUGACACGGACAACGAGGUUGGCGAGCCUCAGCAAUUCAACUUGAUGUUCGCGAGCAGUAUCGGUCCGACCGGACAGCAUCCCGGCUUCCUUCGACCAGAGACAGCCCAGGGUCAUUUCCUCAAUUUCUCCCGUCUCCUCGAAUUCAACAAUGGCCGUGUCCCCUUCGCCUCUGCUCAGAUAGGUCGAUCUUUCCGUAACGAAAUUUCACCACGCGCUGGUCUUCUUCGUGUCCGAGAAUUCACAAUGGCCGAGAUCGAGCACUAUGUGGACCCUGAAGACAAAAGUCAUGUUCGGUUCAAAGAGGUCCGCGAUGUUAUUCUCGUCCUCCUAGAUCGUCAUGUGCAGGCGAGCGGUAGCACUCAGGUGGUCGAUAUGAGUGUAGGCGAGGCCGUGGACAAGGGAAUCAUCGCUAACGAGACACUGGGAUACUUCAUAGCACGUAUCUAUCAAUUCUUGGUCAAGAUUGGUAUCAACCGUUCGCGGCUGCGGUUUAGACAGCAUAUGGCCAAUGAGAUGGCUCACUACGCCACUGACUGCUGGGAUGCGGAGAUCGAGAACUCGACUGGCUGGACAGAGUGUGUGGGAUGUGCCGAUCGCGCUGCAUAUGAUUUAACGGUGCACUCAAAGAAAACUGGACAUCCGCUCGUUGUACGGCAGUACCUCAAAGAGCCGAUCGUUACGGAGAAGCUGGUUGGAGACCUGAACAAGAAACUGGUUGGAAAGUCGUUCAAGCAGGAUGCCGGCGUCCUGACGAAACACAUCGAAUCCCUUGACGAACCGGAGCUCCUCAAGUUGAAGGAAGAUCUAUCUAUAGGUAACGUCAAGAUUGAAACCUCGGAAGGGAAGACGUUUGAGCUGUCUCCGGAGUUUUUAAGCAUCGAGAGAAAGACCUUCAAGCAAAACAUUUGUGAAUACACUCCAAACGUCAUUGAACCUUCCUUUGGUCUCGGGCGGAUAUUGUACACAUUGCUGGAGCAUAAUUUUUGGAGCAGAGAACAGGAUAAAGAGCGAGGGGUUCUGUCACUUCCUGCUGUGGUAGCACCGACCAAGGUCCUUAUCGUCCCCCUAAGUUCCCGGGAGGAAUUCGAUCCCAUAGUUUCAGAAAUCUCCGCCAAAUUGCGUAGAGCAGGGGUAUUCUCCCGUGUAGACGAUUCCAAUGUAUCUAUCGGACGUCGUUACGCACGAAAUGACGAACUGGGAACACCUUAUGGUAUCACUGUUGACUUUGCUUCCGUGCAAAAUAGGACUGUAACGUUGCGCGAGAGGGAUACCAUGGAUCAGAGGAUUGGUUCCAUUGACGAGGUGAUUGCGGCUGUUACGGAUUUGGUAGAGGGGACUAUGGAGUGGCCUGAGGCUUGCCAGAAAUUACCCGCUUACGAUGGUGUGCAAGCUAUCGAUUAA
Guyanagaster necrorhizus is the source of this 1971-nucleotide messenger RNA. RefSeq names its product glycine-tRNA ligase. The record is from RefSeq and is a predicted model, not a curated record. Lineage: Eukaryota; Fungi; Basidiomycota; Agaricomycetes; Agaricales; Physalacriaceae. The coding region runs from base 1 to 1971 and encodes 656 amino acids. Gene Ontology annotation, cellular component: mitochondrion; cytoplasm. The transcript is spliced from 10 exons. Gene Ontology annotation, molecular function: ATP binding; glycine-tRNA ligase activity. Gene Ontology annotation, biological process: mitochondrial glycyl-tRNA aminoacylation.